GCUUGAGCUACACCUCGGCUCAGCGCAGCAUCAUCAACAACCUCUCGCUCCGUACACGGCAGACCGAGAGAGAUCGAGGCGCUGAGAGUGUACUAUAAUGGCGCCGAAGAGCCUUGUCCUCGCCGCGGUGCUCCUCGUCGCCGUCGCCGCCGGGGAGGUGCCCCGCUGCGCGGGGUUGGGGGCGAGCUCCACCAACGCCAGUGUCGUCAUCUCCGGCAUGGUACCGUGCUCCACGGGGAACAACAUCAACGUGGCGACGGCACCGGCGCCGUUCCCUAACGCAGCCGUGCAGCUCCAGUGCAACGGCAGGGUGGUGGCCGGCACGACAGCGGACGGGAACGGGAACUUCGUCAUCAGCAUGCCCGGUGCCAGCAAGGACCUGCUCACCGCUGUAAUGGGCAACCAGUGCAAAGUGGUCGUGAGCACCCCGCUGGCCGCCUGCGACGCGUCCUUGGCCGGCGCCACCGGGACGCUGUCAUCGUCGCUGAAGUUACUGGGCAUCAGCACCGGUGGUAGCGGCGGCGGCGGCGGCCUCGAUCUCGGUGGGAUCAUCAACGUCAUCGUCCAGAUCCUCAGCGGCGUCCUUGGCGGCAUCUUCACCCUCGCUCCCCAGGCCUUCUCACUCGUCUAGACAGCUCGAUCACUGGAGCUAGUACAGGUCUGGCCGUGGCCGUGUCGAUCUAUCGACGCCGCGAAAUAAUUAUCGUAAAUCACUAAGCAUAAAUUAAAUCAAUACGUGUAGCAGGCAUGAUGAUAUAUGUUCACCUGGCCUGCUUUACUUUGUGUCGCCACAGCAUCACGUGUUACGUUUGCUAUACAUUAGCCACCUACCCGUACCACGCAAGGCAUGCUUCUGAGAAGCACUUAUAUAUAUCUAUAUUGUGAAACUUCUAUUUGUUGCCUCGUCUCUUGUUUGUGAGAAUCAAACCUAUGUUUGCUUCAAA
Messenger RNA from Panicum hallii, 944 nucleotides. RefSeq names its product phylloplanin-like. NCBI's taxonomy places the organism in Eukaryota, Viridiplantae, Streptophyta, Magnoliopsida, Poales, Poaceae. Bases 98 to 631 code for a protein of 177 amino acids. The transcript has 2 exons. The record is from RefSeq and is a predicted model, not a curated record.